AUGAAGGAGGACCUGGCCGAGUGGCUCAACGCGCUGUACGGCCUGGGCCUGCCCGGCGCGGGCGACGGCUUCCUGGCGGGGCUGGCCACGGGCACCGUGCUGUGCCAGCACGCCAACGCCGUCGCCGCGGCCGCCCGCGCCCUGGCCGCCGCCCGGCCCGCCCGCGGCGUGGCCUUCCAGGCCCACGGCGUGGCGCCCGGCUCCUUCGUGGCCCGGGACAACGUGGCCACCUUCAUCGGCUGGUGCCGCGCGGAGCUGGCGGUGCCCGAGGUGCUCAUGUUCGAGACGGAGGACCUGGUGCUGCGCAAGAGCGAGAGGAGCGUGGUGCUGUGCCUGCUGGAGGUGGCGCGGCGCGGCGCCCGCCUCGGCCUGCUGGCCCCGCGCCUCGUGCAGUUCGAGCAGGAGAUCGAGCAGGAGCUGCGGGCCGCGCCCUCCGCGCCCCACGCCCCCGGGGCCGCGGGGGAGGAGGGCGCCCCCGGAACCGCCGCUGCCGCUGCUGCUGCCGAGGCGGCGCCAGGGGCACCCGCCCGCGGGCCCCGCAUGACGCCCACGGACCUGCGCAACCUGGACGAGCUGGUGAGGGAGAUCCUGGGCCACUGCACCUGCCCGGACCAGUUCCCCAUGAUCAAGGUCUCGGAGGGCAAGUACCGGGUGGGAGACUCCAGCCUGCUCAUCUUCGUGCGGGUGCUGAGGAGCCACGUGAUGGUGCGCGUGGGCGGCGGCUGGGACACGCUGGAGCACUACCUGGACAAGCACGACCCCUGCCGCUGCUCCUCCACAGCGCACCGCCCGCCCCCGCCGAGGACCCAGCCCUUCUCCCCGCAGAGGGUGUCCCCCACGCCCAGCCCCCGGCCCGGCAGCCCGGCCCCCGGGGGUGAACGGCGAGGCUCCCGGCCUGAGGUGACCCCCGUGAGCUCACGGAGCUCCAAGGAGGGGCCCGAGGCCGCCCUCAGGGCCCGGGAUCAGCUGCCCCCCCACCCCCGCUCCCGACGCUACUCCGGGGACAGCGACUCCUCGGCCUCCUCGGCCCAGAGCGGCCCCCUCGGCGCCCGGAGCGAGGACUCGGGCCCUGGCGCCCGGAGGGAGAGGGAGCGGCCCAGCCGGCGGCUGACCACGGGCGCCCCGGCCUCCCCGAGGCGGCCCCCCGCCCCUCGCAGCCAGUCCCGGGACCAGCUAGAGCGGGGGCGGCCCCAGGAGGCCCCGCGAGGCCCGAGAGCCCCGCUGUCCACCCCCAGCCCCGCGCGGCGGGCCCGGAGCCAGGGCCGCGAGGAGCCGGCGGUGCUGCUGGUGCGCAGGGACCGGGCCGGGCAGCACUCGUGGGCGCCGCGGGGCCGGGCCGGCGGGGGCUCGGGCAGGAGCAGCCCCCGCACGCCCCGCGCCCUCAGCCCCGCAGCCCCCCGGCCGCCCCGGGCCGCCAGCCCCAGCCCCGAGCUGGGCGCCACGCCGGCCAGCGCCUUCCGCACGCCCCUGCAGCUGGACCCGCAGCACGAGCGGCAGCUGAUCCGGCGCCUGGAGGAGGAGUUCCUGGCCAACGCCCGCGCCCUCGGGGGCCCUGCCGGGGGAGCCCCCGCGGGACCGGCCCCCGACCCUCCGGCCCCCGACCCGGCGCGGGCCCCUGACGCCCCAGGCCCCGACUCGGCCUACUGCUCCUCCAGCUCCUCCUCCUCGUCCCUCAGCGUCCUGGGUGGCAAGUGUGGCCAGCCCGGGGACUGCGGCCGGGUGGCCAACGGGCUGCCCGGGGGCCGGGGGCCGGCCCUGUCCAGCUCUUCGGACGAAGGCAGCCCCUGCCCCGGUGCGGGGGGGCAGCCAGAGGCACCUGGGAGUCGCCUGGCUGGCCCUGAGCCGCCAAGGACCUGGGCGCGGGGCCGGAUGGACACGCAGCCGGACGGGAAACCCUCACGGAUCCCCACGCCUCGGGGCCCCCGCCGCCCGUCGGAGCCCACGGCGCCCGAGGCCUGGCGUGCCCUGCACUCCGUCAGCCCCCGGGUGGAGCCGGACUCCUGGAUGUGA
Pipistrellus nathusii (Nathusius's pipistrelle) is the source of this 2010-nucleotide messenger RNA. The record is from the annotation of a GenBank genome assembly. Lineage: Eukaryota; Metazoa; Chordata; Mammalia; Chiroptera; Vespertilionidae.